ACGACGUAACAAAUCUUAAUUGGUUUUGCAAAUGUGCGAUCAGAUAUUUUCCUUUUUAUUCUGUGCAAUUGUUCCAAAUUCCAUGAGGUUAAUUUUUCCUUGCUUGCAUUGUGCUGCUUGGGUUAUUGCAUUUUAUUUUUCUUCUUGAAUCGCUCCACUGAACUGCGGUGCGCAGUCCCGGGUUGCAAGGAGGAAGGAGCGAGGCGCCGAGCAAGUAGCUUGCUGUGCAUUCACCGCGCCGGGGGCGCAGAUAAUGGGCAGGCGGUGGGCGAACCCCGAGCAGCUGUUCCCCCUCUUGCUCAAGCUGCUGGCUCUGGGCUGCGGAGUGGCCUUGGGCUGCGAGCUGGGUAUUUACUACGCGGUGCUGCUGCGAUGUCGCUGGCCCCAGUUGAAAGAUUCAGCUCAGCGCGGGGAUCACAGACCCUCAGCGCCAGUGCUCAGGGCUUUGUUCCUCGCUGACACCCAUCUACUGGGAGCGCUCAGGGGUCACUGGUUGGACAAACUAAGAAGGGAGUGGCAAAUGGAACGGGCCUUUCAGACGGCUGUGUGGCUCUUUGAACCAGAUGCCGUGUUUGUUCUCGGUGACCUGUUUGACGAAGGGAAGUGGAGUUCCCCCAAGGACUUUAAAGAAGAUGUGAGGCGUUUUCGAAUGAUGUUCAGACGUUCUACCAGCACAGAGUUGUUCGUAGUUGUUGGGAACCAUGAUAUUGGCUUCCAUCACGAGAUGGAUUGGUACAAACUACAGAGGUUUGAGGAUGCGUUUAACUUCACCUCCGCUAAAGUGGUGUCAAGGAAAGGUAUAAAUUUUGUUCUGGUUAACAGCAUUGCUUUGCAAGGGGAUGGUUGCUCCAUUUGCAAGAAAGUAGAAAAUGAUCUUCAUCAGCUCUCCUUGGCACUGAACUGCUCCCGACAGCUGGAUUCAAAUCAUUCCAGUAGGAACUGUAAAGAUGAGGGAAUAUUCCCUGAAUCGGCUCCUAUUUUACUUCAGCAUUAUCCUCUUUAUCGAGUCAGCGAUGCGGAGUGUACGGGUGAGGAUUCUGCAUCCCCUGAAGAAAAGAAGCUCCUAUUCCGGGAGAAGUAUGACACCUUAUCUGUUGAAGCUUCUAAAAAGCUGCUAUGGUGGUUUCAGCCCCGGCUGAUUCUCAGUGGUCACACCCACUGUGCCUGCACUGUACUGCACGACCAGCACCUCCCUGAGAUCAGCAUUCCUUCCUUCAACUGGAGGAAUCGCAACAACCCCAGCUUCCUUCUGGCCAGUAUUACAGCAACAGACUUUGCACUCUACAAGUGUUUUAUGCCAAGAGAAAGUACCAUAGUUGCCAUUUAUCUCACAGCGGGCGGUCUGGCGAUCCUCCUGAUCUUAUUCCAUUUCCAUUUCUGCCAAUGGGUGACGCAUAGUCUGAUUCACAAACACAUCCAUUUGACAAAAGGACACCGAUCUGAUUAGCUCCUUUUGUCAGCAGGUGGUACUCUGGAUUAGGUGAGAUUCUAUGGAUUACAUUGAUAUUCCUUUGAGGAAAGGAAAUAUUUUUUUAAGCUUUUGGAGUAUGGGUUAUUAGAAUCUCCUCAGAUUGCGGCAAGUUGGAACUUGUAAAACUUGCCAGUGCACGAGUUAUUACCAGCUUGGAAGUGAGCUGAUCCUUCUGCUUAAAUAGGAGAAGUUGUUUCAAGAAACAAAUCUAAAGAGAGUGCUCAGCAUAAACAUCGCUCAUUCACCACCCUGAGAAAUAUUUGCUGUAGAUACCUGACUCUCUCACCAGCAUUGUUUUUAGGAACUGAUAAACAUUGUUUAAAAUAGAUUCAAAGAACCAGUCCAGCAAUAAAAUCAGUACCUUUACAAAAUUAACUAAAUUGUGCAUAUUGCAAUUGAUUUACAAUUUUGGUUGUAAUUUAGUGAGCCAUGUGGCUUGCUUUCAAUUGAGACAUAAAAUAAUGGCUACUUCAUUUGGAGAGUGAAUGGAUUACGAAUCAAUAUUCCCUUGAAACAAUUUAACCAGUAGCGUGUUCCCUUUGCUCUUCAAAUUGUUUUCUGAGUAAAAUGGGUUUGCUUUACAGGAGACUGCUGAGAGUCAUACACCCUUCCCAAUUCCUUCUCUCUGACCAGUGUACUGAAGCAGUAAAUACUCCCAGACUCUGUCUAUGAUUUCAUAGUCCUGUAUUACAUGUGCAGAUCCACCUUUUGAACCAAUAAGCACGUGGAUGUGGGAAUCUGAGUGCAAUGUUCAGAAAGCACCAUCCUGCUUUCUUGUUUCUUGAUUGCACGAGAACAAAUCAGACUUGGCAGAAAAUUCCAAAGGCAACACAACAGGAUCAUUUAGUUAUUGGGUCAGACCUCUGUGACGGCUUGCUGGCUGUUCUGUAGAGAACCAUUCACCAGUUCGCUGAAACGUGAAGCCUUCUGUGCAGUGUUGUACCUGGCCUCUUCCUGUGUCCCUGGAUUCAGCUCCUGGGUACAAAGGCAGAAAGAUAUCGAAAUGAAAUGUUGGAUACAGUUUGUAUCUGGUGCUUCAGCUUUACACCAGCCCAUAAUUGGCAUUUCUAGUGCAGUCGCCUUCAUUUGAAUGGAGUGGCCAAUAUUCAUCAAAAUGGAUACCAGUUUUUCUUUGACUCCUGAUAUUGCUGUUUUUAACAUAGAAUGUUUUUUUACAUUAAUUUAUUGUUCUUUUUUUAAAUUGUUUAAGUAUUCUGCUGUUUUGAAAUGCCUUUGAUCGUAGGAGAAGUUUAGAAACAAUAGAAAAAGUCUUUGGUAGCAUGAGCUGACAGGGCUAUCAUGGUGAUCCCUGGGUGGAGCCUUGUGCCUGUUUCCUGACCACUCUGCCUUUGGGUUGGCCAGGGCAACAGUACUGGGAGCCACGCAGCUGCUGAACGUUCAAGGACAUAAGAAGCUGGAACACGAGGAGGUCAUUGGGCUCCUCGAGCCUGCUCCAUCAUUCAUAGAGAUCAUCUACCUCAGUGCUAUUUACCUCCACCGUGUCUCCUGAUUCCUUAAUAACCAGAAACCCAUCCGUGUUUGGUGUGAACUCGCUGACCGAAUCUCCGCAGCCCUAGAGGCUAGAGCAUUGCGAAGGUUCAUCACCCUCUGUGUGUAGAAACUUUGCAUCUCUAUCCUGAAGGGCCAAUCCUUUAUUCUGUGAUCCCUGGUUCUAGACUCCUCGGGCAGGGAAAGCACCCUCCCUGCACCCAGCCUGUUGAGCUCCGUAAGAAUUUUGUGCUUCAGUGAGAUCUCCUCUCAUUCUGCUAAACUCUAGAGAAUAGUCUCUGUUUAAGUAACAUCUCCCAUUGUAGCAAACCCACUAUCCUUGGAACUGGUCUAGUCAAUGUCCGCUGCAGUCCCCCUAUGCAAAUAAAUCCCUUAUUAAGUAAGGAGACAAAAAUUGUGCACAGUACUUCAAGUGUGAUCUCACCAAGACCCUACAUAACAGUCUGUGGGUAUCCCGCAAGAGAUGAUGGGGAAGUGUGAGCCAGGUCAAGUGUGAUCUGCCCUGUUGUGUUUAUGAUUAAAAUGUUAAAGUAAGUCCAAAAGCACAGAGCAAUGCAUGACAGGAGGUUGCGUGCUGUCCCAGUGUUAGCAAGCUGUGUAUCUCUGUCACCAGUCCAAAUGACACCGUUCCUGUCUUUCUACCCACCCACUCUGCCUUUUCCUCUUUCCCCCAUUCCAAGAGCAGGGAAAUCUGCAGCUUCUUGUUAUGGGCUCCCUUGGUCCAUUAGGUGUGUUCGCAGCUCAGCUCCUUGCCUCCUCUCAGUUUUUUAAACAACUCUGAAUAAUUAACACACUGAAGGCCCAGGAGCCUUUUUAACGUAGACUAAGAUAUAUUUUCAUGUAGUCAGGACUCUUUUAGCUUUGUGUUUUACAGAUGCGGUUGAUUGAAGAUUGUGAUCAUGUUUUGGUAUUUUGUAUGGUUUUUAAAUAAGCACUUUUUUCUGUGGUGGAGCAUUUGAACCACUGAGACUGGACUACUGGAUCAUACUGAAUCUGACUGUUUAACACCAGCGAAUUGUAAACUGAAGCUCUGAUUCACAAGGCCGCGCACUUCCCGAAAAGUUUUGCCAAAUAUAAUUCCAAGAUUGUGCUUCUUGCCAAGUUGGCAGAAGUGUUAACACAUGGGCUUGAAAUUUCUCAGAGAAAGGGCCAGGAGGGACUCUGGGGUGGACAGCAUGACUUUGUGGCCUGUGUCUGCGCAGUUUCAAGUGGUUUGGGGGUCAAUCCCUUCUGCUGGGUCACAUUCCGCAGGCACUAAUAAUCUUUUUUCAUAUAAUAAUAAUGCUUAUUUGCUAAAAGCACUACAAAAAGGACAUUCAGUGUCAAGAUACUACAAGUAAUACAGAAAGCUGAAGAAAAGCUACACAAUCUACAGAGCUACAGCAAUAAUGCUCACUAACAACCGCGAAACACACCCGCAACACUUCAAAUAAGAAUCAUAUUUUCACUGUCCAUGACACACCAUCCCCUGAGGAGCCCACCGAUAGUGGAACUCAACCAGGGUGCCUGUGGAUACCGCGUGCUCCGUCUCCAAGGACACCCGUGUGUGGACGUAAGCUCGGAAGACGGGAGGUCAGGCAGACCGGCCGCAACCCUCGGCCGCCCGCUACCUGGACCCGUGGAUGGCCAGCUUGGCCAGGCUCAGGAGAAGACCGAUAAUCCUCUGGUUCCUGAGCUGGGAGCACCACCCAACACUGAUCAAGGGGAGGACCCAGUCAGACCCUCGGACUUUGCAUUGAUUGUUUCCCUGCCAAACCAGGGAGGAAAUCCCAGUUCUGUUUGUUCUUGCUCAGCUACUGUGAGAAGCACAAAGAUUCAAGCAUGUGGGUGUUCUCGUUUUGCGGGGAAUUGCCAUAAAUAUCGACACACAUUCAAGUCUGAGACUAAAUACAAGCUUAGCUACUGAUGUUACCUGAUCAUUUAAAUUCCUUUACUUAUAUCCUGCUGUGAGAAGCACAAAUAUUCAAGCACGUGGGUGUUCUUGUUUUGUGGGGAAUCGCCAGAAAUAUCGACACACAUUCAAGUCUGAGACUAAAUAUAAGCUUAGCUACUGAUGUUACUUGAUCAUUUAAAUUCCUUAUAUCAAGAAUAACAUUUUCUGAAAUUCUGUGUGUCAUAUUGACCAUCACCUCCUGUAUGAAAUAGGUGCAAACGAUUAUUACAGUUUGAAGACUUUUUUGUGAUUUAUUAAAAUAAGUAGUUACUAGGAAAAAAACUUGUCCUAUUAAAACUCAUCAAAACA
Molecule: messenger RNA, 5222 nt
Organism: Pristis pectinata (smalltooth sawfish)
Lineage: Eukaryota; Metazoa; Chordata; Chondrichthyes; Rhinopristiformes; Pristidae
Gene: mppe1
Product: metallophosphoesterase 1
Exons: 9
Coding region: 254-1447 (397 amino acids)
Biological process (GO): GPI anchor biosynthetic process
Molecular function (GO): hydrolase activity
Source: RefSeq, a predicted model, not a curated record